Zophobas morio is the source of this 1045-nucleotide messenger RNA. RefSeq names its product fructose-1,6-bisphosphatase 1-like. Gene Ontology annotation, biological process: fructose 1,6-bisphosphate metabolic process; gluconeogenesis; sucrose biosynthetic process. The coding region runs from base 14 to 1018 and encodes 334 amino acids. The record is from RefSeq and is a predicted model, not a curated record. Gene Ontology annotation, molecular function: fructose 1,6-bisphosphate 1-phosphatase activity. The transcript has a single exon. Gene Ontology annotation, cellular component: cytoplasm; cytosol. NCBI's taxonomy places the organism in Eukaryota, Metazoa, Arthropoda, Insecta, Coleoptera, Tenebrionidae.
GUCACCCAUCACAAUGGCAAACAUCAUCCAAUCUCCUAAUUACCACAUGACCCUCAGCAAGUUCAUCUUCAACGAGGAACUCAAACACGAGAAGAUCACCGGCGAGUUCACCGAGCUCCUCAGCUCGUGUCAAACCAUCGCGAAAGCCAUCAGUGCCAUGUUGCGCCGGGUGGGCUUGAACGAGCCCUACGGCACCCCCGAAAAGGAAAAAGAACCCAUGAAAAUCCAAGGUAUAGCCCAAGAUAUUUUCAUCAAGAUCCUCUCCGAAACCGGUUCGGUUGGCAUCAUCAUUUCAAGGUUCAGCCCCAAAGUCAUCGACGUGGAAAAGACCAAGAAGGGGAAAUACAUCUUGGUGAUCGACCCUUUGGACGGGGUGACCAACAUAGAGUUGGGACUUCCCACGGGUUCCAUCUUCGGCAUCAUGCUGCGGGUGGACAGUCGCGUCCCCACUGUGGAGGACGCUCUUAACUCCAACAACAAGAUGGUGGCCUCUGGGUACAUGAUGUACGGAAGCACCACCAUUUUCGUGCUUACCACAGGGGAAGGGGUAAACGAGUUUAUCCUAGAUCCCCAAAUCGGGGAGUUCCUGUUGACCGAUAAGGCAAUACGAAUCGCUGAAAAAGGCAUGAGCUAUUCUGUGAACGAAGGGUACUUGGCGUUGUGGGACGACGCCAUCAAGGAGUACAUAAGGGAGAGGAAGUUCCCGGAUAAGAAGAAGCACUACACGGCGAGGUACGUGGGCUCGAUGGUCGGUGAUUUCCACAGGACUCUGAAGCGAGGGGGCAUUUUUAUGUACCCUGGUAACAAGGACCAACCCUUCGGAAAACUGGAGUUGAUGAGUAAGUGCAAACCCUUGGCUUUCAUCGUCACGCAAGCGGGCGGAGCGGCGAGCGAUGGUCAUACCAACAUCUUGGAGAUCGUGCCGAAAAGCAUACACCAGACGACUCCCAUUUUUAUAGGGUCUCCGGUGGACGUCAACGAGGUUUUAGAGUUUGUAGAGAAACACCAGAAGAGGUAGUUGUAAUUUGGUACGAGAAUAAAAGUU